CGAUCAAGGAGUUGCGAAAACAAAAAGAAGAAAAAGAUUGGAGGAAGGAGAGUACGGAGAAGAAGAAGAAGAAGGAAUAAGUGAAAAGUCUGAGAAAGAUUCACACUUACAAAGACACACGUCUUGUAAUUGCCUUGCUUCCCCAGGAAUUUUAAGACGAGGAAAGCUUACAGAGGAAGCAGAGGGAAGGGUAAAAUAGGAAGUUAAAUAACGUGUUUUAUUUUGUUUUUGGCGCCAUGGUGUUGAGAAUCUUAUCUCACAACGGUUCUCUUUCCCGCCACUUUCUGCGUUAGCCUGUUUAAUGGGCCACAAUUUAAAGCCUUAUUACAAAAUUAAUGGGCUUUAAAGAUGUAUCGGGCUUUCUUUGUUCUAAGAAGUCAAAGCAAAACAUUUCGAGUUUUUUAAUUUUCCCGCGUGAAAGAGCCACCACUCUACACACCUUUUAACAUCUUUCUCUGAUGCAGCGUACGUGUCCAUCAUUCUCUCUUUUCUCCGAUUCGAUUUGCGGAGAAGCUCCGAUGGAAAACUCCAGAUCCAGAUCCGUCUUCGUCGACAUCGGACUAAGAGAGCUCAACGGAUUUCGAGUAAGGAAGCGGCCGUUCUUCUUCGCAGAUUCCGAGCUGGUUUGCAGAGAGAUAGCCGGCGUAGCUGUCGAACACGACGGCGAUCGGACUCCUCCCUUGGCCGUUUCGUUCUGUAAGGGUAGCAGGAAGUCUCAGUUAUUCGCGGUGUCAGAUGAGGAUGGGCAUGUGAGCUUGUUUAAUUCGAAUCACAAGUUUGACUCUUCUGCAACUCACCAGGAGAAUACAUAUAAUGCCAGGCUUAGUGACUGGGUUGCUCAUUAUAAUGCGGUGUUUGACAUUUCUUGGAUCAAGGGAGAUAGUUGUCUUCUGACUGCUUCUGGUGAUCAAACUAUUAAAGUAUGGGAUGUUGAGGAGAAUAAAUGUACUGGAGUCCUUAUAGGACACACAGGAACUGUUAAAUCAAUGUGCUCACAUCCAACACGUUCUGAUCUUCUUGUCUCUGGCUCCAGAGAUGGAUGUUUUGCGCUAUGGGAUUUUAGAUGCAAAAGUAGCUCUCACAAAGAGGAGUUUUGCAUCAACUAUACUGGCAUGGUUAAAGGAGCUCAUCUAUCUCCUCUUUCGAAACGAAUCAGACGUAGCAAGGCUGCUUCAUCAAGCAUUACAUCUGUGCUUUAUCUCAAGGACGAGAUCACAAUUGCCACAUCUGGAGCACCAGAUAGCGCAUUGAAAUUUUGGGAUACAAGAAAGCUGAAAGUUCCUUUUGCUCAAGCAUCUCCACAGCCAGACUCAACAAACACUAAGGAAAAGAGAGCACAUGGUAUAGUAUCAUUGUCCCAGGACUCAAGUGGGACCUUACUCACAGCAUCAUGCAAGGACAACAGAAUCUAUCUAUACAACAUACUGCAGCUUGACAAAGGACCUGUACAAUCUUUCUCUGGUUGCAGAAUAGAUUCUUUUUUCGUAAGGACAAUGAUUAGUCCUGAUGGUGAAUACAUUUUAAGCGGUUCAAGCGACGGUAACGCAUACAUAUGGCAGGUCAAUAAGCCUCAAGUAGAUCCUACAAUCUUGAAAGGCCAUGACUCUGAAGUAACCGCAGUAGAUUGGUCUCCGUCAGAGAUUGGGAAGGUAGCAACAGCUUCAGAUGAUUUCACGGUACGACUGUGGAACAUAGAAAACAACCGUUGCACAACCGCAAACGCAUCAGCGUCAAGAGUUAAACGCAGAGUAACUGCAUUGUCAAAUACUGAAGCAACCAAAGAGAGACUUGAGAUGAACAGAGAACCUGAGAGUCCCCAAAAGCAUUCAUCAGAUGAUGGUGAUGACAAUAAUGAUAAUCAGUCAAUGCCUAUCAUCAGAACUCCAGAGACUCAGAGAAAGAAAACAUCGUUAUCAUCAUUGUCAUUCUCAGCCUCAGAGGAAGACAAAACAUGCGAGAGAACACCAGAAACCGCGGUUGACAGUCCAUUGUCUGUCCUAAACCCUCCUUCCUCUGUCAAAAGACGAACCAUUAGAGAUUAUUUUCUUGUCACUCCCUAAACCGCUGGGUAAUCUCUUGGCCAUUCUUUUUGUCAAAAAAUCAUUAGUGUACAGAUAUUUGUAAGAUUUAUUAAAUCCAGGUUAUAUCUGAAUGUUUUUUUUUUUGCAAAAAUAAACCAGAAGCUGUUAAAUAGUAAGAUUUUUAUUGUAUGUUCCUCAAUUAGUACUACGUUUAUUUAAUACUACAUUAACAAAA
Molecule: messenger RNA, 2256 nt
Organism: Brassica rapa (field mustard)
Lineage: Eukaryota; Viridiplantae; Streptophyta; Magnoliopsida; Brassicales; Brassicaceae
Product: denticleless protein homolog
Biological process (GO): proteasome-mediated ubiquitin-dependent protein catabolic process
Cellular component (GO): nucleus
Molecular function (GO): protein-macromolecule adaptor activity; protein binding
Source: RefSeq, a predicted model, not a curated record